This is a messenger RNA of Closterium sp. Naga37s-1, 5278 nucleotides long. The record is from the annotation of a GenBank genome assembly. NCBI's taxonomy places the organism in Eukaryota, Viridiplantae, Streptophyta, Zygnematophyceae, Desmidiales, Closteriaceae.
AUGGAGUUAAAGCGGUGGCUUGAGGAGCUAGUGAAGGUUGAAGACUCGGAACUGGUGGCUCUAGAGACCGUGCUUUGCGGCGCACAUCCCGGCGGAUUCGGCGCUUACCUGGAGGAGCUCGAGGCGGAGCAAGGCGCGUCGCAGUGCAACGUGGUGUGGACGUACGGCGCGAUCGCGUAUCGCUGCCGCGACUGCCAGAUCAACGACGCCAGGCAGCUGUGCCCCUUCCCACCCACCAUCACCACUUCCCCACUCUUCUCCCCACCGUUCCCCGCUUUACCAUCACCAGUGCCAUUUGCUGCCUGCAAGCGCCACCGCCAUCAGGAGCACUCAGCGGACACACCCAAGCCGUUGCCCGGGAAUCUCGGGCAGGUGACAGAAACGGCUGUGGCAGCAGUGGUGGCGCAGCUGGUGCUGCAGGUGGGGAAGGCGGUGAAGUCCCCGCUGCAACCCCCCCGAGACCUACUCAAGCUCAUUGCGUGGCUCGACAAGAUAUCGCAUGCAGCAGGCAUAAGAGACAUAGUGUGUGCGUGCAUGGCGGCGCCCCUCCCUCUGGAAGUGCUGGCUGUUGUAAAUCAAAUGGGCGUCUCAGGGAGCACAGGGAGCAUUGGGAGCACAGGGAGCAUUGGGAGCGUUGGGAGCUUGGGAAACGCAGGGACAGGGAGGGGUAUACUGGGUGGAAGUGGGGAGGGAAGGGCGGGAGAGGGGAGAACAGAGAGCGACACUCGCCUUGGAGGUGGGACUGAAGGGGCAGGCGGAGGGGCCGGAGGGGGAGGAGAUCCAGCAGCAGCACUAACACCAACAGAAGCAACAGCAGCAGCGGCAGCAGCCUCCCUCUCCUCUCCUCCCCCCCCUGCUCCCUCCGCCGUCCAACUCCUCCUAGAAACCCUCUCAGCGAUGCCCGAGGAGGUGGUGGCACGGGAAGCCACGCUCUUCCUGCUGCUGCUCUACUCGCCCGCCUUCAAGACCGUCUUCUCAGCGCUGCUCAUCCGCCACUACCCUCUCCUCGUGCUCUCCGUCCUCCCGGAUCACAACCCCUCCGCCCGCUUCAUCAAGAUUGAGAAGGCUCUGGACCGAGUGAUGGUGCAGCUGUUCAACAUCCCCGAGGUCACCAUGCACUGGGUGCUCUCGGGGGACCUCCUCCACCUCUUUGUCUCUGUCUUCUGCCGUGUCCUACAAACCGCCAAAUUGCCGACAGGAGUGCUGAAUUGUGAGAGUCCCAUCAUCUGGCCACGGGAAGUAGUGACACAUAGCAACCUGCAUCCGUUGUACUCGCGUCCGCUGCAUGACAUGAGACUCAUCUUCUCCCACACGCCUGUCGUCAACUACCUCCUCACUCAACGCCUCGAUUGCCUAGCUGACCUGCUGCUCACGCUCUCGCUGCUACAGGGCAUGAACCCAUAUGUGCGCUUUGAGUAUGGCGACCUCACUGAAGGCACCCGGUGGACUAAAGCCGUCACGCUCGAGAUGCUGGUGAUUGGUCUUAUCGACGCCAUCACAGAGCGCUACACCGCCUCCCCCUCCACUCUCCCCACCACCAUCCUCGCCCCGCCUGCUGGGAACACUGGAAGAGUGGCAGACGCGGGGCAAGGAGAGGUGGGGGUGGAUGCAGAGCAUGCUCUGCUGAAUGGGGCGCGCAUUGCACUGCAGGCGCUUCUGGCUUGGCUGGUCAAGAAUCAGAUCAAGGUGGAGGACACGGGGAGCAAGACAGUGGCCAUGUCGCUGCACCUGCCUCUGCACCGCAUUCUCUCCCUCUUCUUCGCCUCCAUCAUACACAUCGCUGCCCACACUGUGCCGGCCACUGCUGGUGGUCCUGCUGCUGGUACUGGCGUUGGCGUUGGCGCUGGUGCUGGUGCUGGUGGUGGUGCUGGUGGUGGUGCCGGUGGCAGUGGUGAUGGGGGUGAUGCGAGCGGCGGGUCAGGGCCAGCAGCAUCAGUGGCUCACUUGCGGCGGCUUCUGCCCCUCAACAUGCGCAGAGAGGUGCUGGCAAUGGCGGAGCACCCACUUCGCCUCUUCGCCUGGAUGGCCCAGAUUCGGGCGCGCGAGUGGCACUACCAGGGCGAGGAUCUGAGCAAGCUGGAGAGGGUGUAUCGGGGGGGCUAUUGGCCGGCUGCCAUGGACCUCGACCUGCUGCUGCUGCAGCUCGUCUCCCUCUUCUCGAAUGAUUCUCCAGCUGCUCUUCUCGCCUCUGCCGUGAAGCACUUUAGUCUCCACGAUACAUUCAGCAAAACCAUCCAAUGCGCUUCUGCCACGUCAUCAGCUUCGUCAUCUGCCCCGAGUGCUGACUGGACAGCAGCAGAGCUCAGCCGAUUGGCUGAUCUGAUUAAGCUUGUCCUGCUGAUCAUUCGGGACCCAAAGCACACGGGAUUUUCAGAGGACUACGUGUUGCGAUACCAUGUCAUUCAGUGGCUUGCAGUGCGUGAUCGCACUCACAGCGAUCUCUCCCAGCAACUCGGUUCUUCCCUCGCAAGCCUCCCCCAGCUGAGCGCAGUGCUACAAGAGGUGGCAGAGCACCAUGUCCCACGGCGCCUGCAGCAGCGCGGGUACUUCCAGCUCAAGCCCGCCUGCUGGGGCGAGUUUGACUCGCUCUUCCCCCACUACUCGCUCUCUGAGCUAGAGGAGGCGCAGGAGCGGGCAGAGAGACUGGCUCCAAAGGUGCGCUUCUGGCGAGUGCAGUGCCCGCAGCGACACAUGGCGCCGUUUGAUAGGCUGCCGGACAUGGCUCACACCGAGCCGUGUCACAUUGUGGUGCGCUGUGCUCUCGCAUGUGCAGCCUACCUGCUCGCCUCCCGAAACUCAGCCCAUAGCACGCAAGCAGAAAGCAUCGCUCUCCUUGCCACACAGCUCGUCACACUGGCUGCUACUGAUGCCAGGUCCAACCCAAGCUGGCUGUGGAAGGAAGCUAUGGUGCUGGGCGCACCAGUCUCCCGGCCUCCCGUGUAUCCCCCCGGCUUAUAUUCGACCCAGAAACCUGGCAGCAGUGGGAGCAGUGGUAGCGGUGGCAGUGGUGGGAGUGGGGGCGGUGGAGAGAGCGAGUGGGAUUCAGAGCGGUUGCAGUCUGUCAGAUCUCGUUCCUCUGCCGCUGCUGCUGUUGAUGAAGAUGAUGACGUCGCCUGUGUGAGCUGCUCGCCUCGCUGGCUGGAGGGAAUUUCCAGGAACUUCAACAAGUUACGCUCGCAGUCCCCCUCACGCUCCUCUCUUGACCUUUUCCGCUCCUCCUCCUCCCCUUCGCGCCGCUCCUCUCCCUCUCGCCACUCCCUAGACAUUGCAAGAAGCCUUGAUGACGCUGCCACCACUGCAACUACUGCUUCUCCUGGCCCCCUUCCUCCUGCUGCCGCCACCGCUGCUGCUGGUGGUGUUGACAAUGCCGGUGCUGAUACUAGCGCUGAUGUUGACUUUGACUUAGCUGCUUCUUCUGCAGCAACAGCAGCACCACCAGCAGCAGCGGCGGCGGCAGAGGAUGAUGUAGCAGCAGCAGUCCUGUCAUGCCUCCCAUCCACAUUAUCCACAGCACCAUCUGCUGGAGAGAGUGACGAUGCAGCAGCAGCAGCAGUCAUAUCGUGCUUACCCUUUGGUGGGGACGCACGGGGAGCAGCAGGUGCCAGGGCAGGUGGCAAGGGCAAGGGGCGGAUCUCGCCCUUUGACUCGCUUCCGAACGUGUUCGUCUCCCUUAAAAGCAUACUGCAGAAUACAGAUAAUCAUCGUCUCAAGGACGCAAUAGAGCAUGUGAUCUCGCUGCUCAUGACCAGGCUCAACCUGCGGCCGCAUGAGCCACCCGGGGAGUCCAAGGCAGAGCAACCUGGGUCUGCUGCAUUAGGUGCAGGAGAAACCGCAGCAGGCAUGGCAGCAGGUGGAACAACAGGAGCAGGUGCAGCAGCAGCAGCAGCAGCAGCAGCAGCAGAAGCAGGGGGCCUGUCGCGGGCGGCUGGAGGAGGGAUGGGGUCGGAUGAGGCGAAGCGGCAGCAGAAGAGGCAGCGGCAGGCGGCUAUCAUGGCUCAAUUCGCUGCUAAGCAGAGCGCCUUUGCCAAGAUGCUGGCAGCAGCUGACGAUGAUGAAGAUGAUGAGAUGGAGGAGGGGAGGACGAAGACGAAGGAUGCUACAGCAAUAGCAGGAGCAGCAGGAUCAGGGGAAACUGGCAGGGCAACAGGCAGCAACGUAGCAGCAGGAGCAGCAGCAGCCCCUGCUGCAGGAGCAGGGGAGGACAUGGAUAUUGAUGGGGGCCGGGCGAGGGGGGCUGAGGGUGCAGAUGGUAAUGACAUGGGUGGAGAUGGUAAACACAUAGAGCAGCAAGGGGACGUGUGUGCAGGGAAGGGGGGGAUAGAAGGGGAUGGAAUGAGGGCUGGUGGGGGGAGGGAAGCAGGAGGGUUAGGCACCCGGAGCAGGAAGAGAGGCCAGGCAGGAGCGGAAGGGGAGGGGAAGGGAGAGGGAGACGCGGACGGGGAGGAUAUGGAGGUGGAUGAGGGGGCAGAGGGAAGAUCCCUUGCUGCUUUCACGUCAUUUGAGCCGGACCUGUGUGGUUUCUGUCAUGCCGAGUGCCGACCCACGCCAACAGCCUCCAUUGGGUGGGUGGCUCUAGCCCAGCCGUACAAGCUACCAGCCAUCAUGCACUCCCGCGCUCAGCCUCUGCCCAACCCUGCUGCUGCUGCUGCUGCUACUGCUGCUGCUGCUCCCGCAACUGCCACUGCUUCUGCUCCCGCAACCGCCGCUGCUGCUCCUGCCCCCAAUCCUCCUCGUGCUACCGCUGCUGCUCGUUCUGUUGCUGAGCCGAGACAAGAACAGGAAGGAUCUGCUGCUGCUUCUGAGGCAGCAGAAACGAGCGCGGGAUUGAAUGAGCAGGCAGCAGCAGCAACAGGGGGGCAUGGGCAUAACACAGCACAACCUGCAGUGGCAAAUGCAAGCACCAGUACUGGCACUGCACAAGCUGCAGGGAAUGCGAGCGAUACAGCAGCAGGGGGAGUGGAGUGGACGGUGGGGGUGCAGGUGGAGGGUGCUUUGGAUACCCAAGUCACCUCUCACAUCCGAUGCUGCGGCCAUCAGGUGGGGCUCUGUUGCCAUCAGGUGGGGCUCGGUUGCCAUCAGGUGGGGCUCUGUUGCCAUCAGGUGGGGCUCUGUUGCCAUCAGGUGGGGCUCUGUUGCCAUCAGGUGGGGCUUUGUUGCCAUCAGGUGGAUCUCUAUUGCCAUCAGGUUGGCCUCUGCUGGCUUCAGAUGCAUUUCGAGUGCUACAACCAGUACAUGUCAGCUCUGGUGGAGAGGGCCCGGGCGGAUCGGCCAUAUGAAG